CUUGCAGCGAUUGAAGCAGGAGGUGCCAGGAGUUAACCGGAGAUGAAUGCCCCGGAUCGAUAUGAGCGCUUUGUGGUGCCCGAGGGCACCAAGAAGGUGUCGUAUGAGAGGGAUACAAAGAUCGUGAAUGCUGCAUCCUUCACCAUCGAGCGUGAGGACCACACCAUUGGCAACAUUGUUCGCAUGCAGCUGCACAGGGACCCAAAUGUGCUCUUUGCUGGCUAUAAGCUCCCUCACCCUCUUCAGUACAAGAUUAUUGUCAGGAUCCAUACCACAAGUCAGUCGUCCCCAACACAGGCCUACACCCAGGCCGUCAAUGACCUAGACAAGGAGCUCGAGUACCUUAAGCAAGCUUUUGAGGUUGAGAAGAACAGGUACGAGGAAAGGGCGAAGCAGGGGUUCUGAAUUCAUGGUGCCUGAUAUCUGACAUAAAAACUCCGUGGGUAGUCUUAUCUUUAUCCGAUGCGUGAGUUGCCUUGAAACAAACACCCAAGGGUUGUGACUUUGUGAGCAUGAUGUGGGACUGAUCCCUGAACCCCAAGGCGCAUGAGUCGCCUGAAAACCAUUGCUCAAGGAUAUUGUGUAACCUGCUGCCAGACUGAUCUCUGAACUAUGAGUGCCUUUGUCUAUCACGAACCUGUGCCAAGAGUCCAGUACCGCGUGGUUAAUCUGACAUUUGCCCA
Messenger RNA from Setaria italica (foxtail millet), 683 nucleotides. RefSeq names its product DNA-directed RNA polymerases II, IV and V subunit 11. Gene Ontology annotation, biological process: transcription by RNA polymerase II. The transcript is spliced from 5 exons. Bases 43 to 405 code for a protein of 120 amino acids. The record is from RefSeq and is a predicted model, not a curated record. Gene Ontology annotation, cellular component: RNA polymerase II, core complex. NCBI's taxonomy places the organism in Eukaryota, Viridiplantae, Streptophyta, Magnoliopsida, Poales, Poaceae. Gene Ontology annotation, molecular function: DNA binding; protein dimerization activity.